Rattus norvegicus (Norway rat) is the source of this 1435-nucleotide messenger RNA. The record is from RefSeq and is a predicted model, not a curated record. Lineage: Eukaryota; Metazoa; Chordata; Mammalia; Rodentia; Muridae.
ACGGUGAUGAAAGAAUUCACACUGGAGAGAAGCCCUAUGGAGGUGUGCAGUAUAAAAAACGUGUUUGCAAGUCACAGUCAUCUUCAUACAUGUAAAAGAACACUUACUGGAGAUUUCGUAUACUAUAAUAGUGUCCAAAUAAACAGAAGAACACAAAGAGAAGAGAAACCUUAUGAUUUUAACCCAUGUGGGAAAACCUUUGCAUGUUGCAGCAAUGUGGGAUGCCAGAAAAGAACGCAUACUGGAGAGAAACCACAUACAUGUAACUUACGUGGUAAAGCGUUUGCUGGCCAGAGUGAUCUUCAAAGCCAUAAAAGGAUGCAUACAGGAGAGAAGUCCUAUGAAUGUAACCAAUGUGGUAAGGCCUUUGCCCAUCACAGUGGUCUUCAAAGCCAUAUGAAAAAACAUACUGGAGAGAAGCUCUAUGAAUGUAACCAAUGUGGUAAGACCUUUGCCCAUCACACUGCUCUUCAAAGGCAUAAAAGUGCACAUACUGGAUUGAAACCAUUUGUUUGUAACUUGUGUGGUAAAGGCUUUGCAGGUAACAAUGAUCUUCAAAGACAUAAAAGAACUCAUACUGGAGAGAAGCCCUAUGAAUGUGACCAAUGUGGUAAGGCCUUUGCCUAUUACAGUACGCUUCAAAGUCAUAAAAGGACACAUACAGGAGAGAAGCCCUAUGAAUGUAACCAAUGUGGUAAGGCCUUUGCCUAUUACAGUGCUCUUCAAAGCCAUAAAAGAAUACAUACUGGAGAGAAACCAUUUUCCUGUAACUUAUGUGGAAUUGGCUUUGCAAGUAACAAUAAUCUUCAAAGCCAUAAAAGAACUCAUACUGGAGAGAAACCCUAUGAAUGUGACCAAUGUGGUAAAGCCUUUGCCCAACACGGUGUUCUUCAAAAUCAUAAAAGGACACAUACAGGAGAGAAACCUUAUGAAUGUAACCAAUGUGGAAAGGCCUUUGCCCAUCACAGUACUUUUCAAAUCCAUAGAAGGACACACACUGGAGAGAAGCCCUAUGAAUGUAACCAAUGUGGUAAAACCUUUACACAAAACACAAAUCUUCAAAGGCAUAGGAGAACACAUACUGGAGAGAAACCUUAUGAAAGUACCCACUGUGGUAAAGCCUAUGCCGGUCACAGUGAUCUUCAAAUUCGUCAAAGGACACAUACUGCAGAGACAGCCAAUUAAUGUAACAGAGAUGAUAAAGAUCCUGUCCUGGGCAUCAUCAAAGUCAUAAAAAGAACGCAGGCUAGAAAAACACACACACACACACACACACACACACACACACACACACACACACUUCCUAAAAUCCAAGCACAUUGAUUCCCCUUGAACAGUUGGUACUGUAAAUCUGUAUGUUUUUCUAAAACUGAAAGGAGCCUUUCCAUUUCCCAAUUAAGCAAGAAAAUGAAGCAAUAUUGUAGAUAUACUUUAA